AUGAGUAGCUCCACUCGAGGCCUCAACAACAGCGGCAAUAACAGCGGCGGGGGGCAGCAGCUCCAGAAGCGCCGCAUCAGUCUUAAUCCAAAGGUACACGAGCACAUCCCACCAGAAUACAUGCCGAACUUGGCUAAAUAUAAGUACUCGGGAUCCGAUUCCAGCAUUGUUGGACGUUACAUUAUGCAGCCGUACUGGAGUUUCAUUGUGAGUCUUGUGCCAAUGACAGUGGCACCCAAUGCGAUAACACUCACGGGAUUUUUGAUUGGUGUUUCAUCGACGAUUGUGACCAUGUUCUUCUACUAUUUUAAUGAAGCUAUCUAUCCAGCGUGGGUGUGGUACUACGCAGCCUUUGCUCUGUUUACGUACCAAACAUUGGACGCUAUCGACGGUAGGCAGGCACGCCGAACCCAAACUGUGAGUCCACUUGGUGAGCUGUUUGAUCAUGGAUGCGACGCAUUUUUAACACCAUUAGUUCAGGUUAACCUGUGCUGUGCACUAAAUCUACCACCAUGUUUAGCCUUUUUUUACUGCGCGAUGUCAUCUUGUGUGCUGUUUUCCUCAAUAUGGGAGCAGUUCAGCACGGGUACACUGGAUCUUGGCUACAUGAAUGGCCCAACCGACGGCAUUCUUAUAGCCUGCACCCUUUUUCUUAUCACUGGUAUGUAUUCCCCAGCUGUUUGGGAUACUGAUGUAAUUACCCCGUAUGAGGUACCGCUGCCCUCUUAUUUGGGAUGGGGACCAGUGGUCAUUUCAUCGAUUCGCAGCAUUCUCUUCUUGUACGUUCUUAUUGGUGGAUUUGUUACCAUAGCAACGAACAUUAUUCACGUGGUGCGAAGACCCAGCGUUCAUGCAGGAGGAUUGUCAUUUGUUGUGGCACUCCCUAUGCUCCUUAUGCUGUUCCUCCACGUGUGCUUGUACUUGACAUAUGUCCACAUACAAGGGAGAUACCCAUUCGCAUUUGAGCUGAGUUUUGGCUUCUUAACGUCAUAUACGGUUACCCGAAUGACGGUGGCAAGACUGUGUGCAAUGCCGUACAAUCUUUUCAAUGCGUUCUACUUGAUUUCAUUGUGCGUUACUUUGGGGGCUCUUGUCAUCCAUGCGUACUUUGGCUGGAUCGAGACCAAGUAUCUGGAGCCGUCGCUCGGCUCGGCCAUGGUUGCGUUGGCCGCUCUGGGGGUUUGGCAAUACCUGCAUAUGAUCCUGUCGCUCUUCACGCAGAUCUCGUAUUACUUCCAAAUCCCCAUACUCUCUAUUGCCCCUCGGAAAGAGACAGACACCAAGAAGGACUGA
Molecule: messenger RNA, 1293 nt
Organism: Trypanosoma grayi
Lineage: Eukaryota; Euglenozoa; Kinetoplastea; Trypanosomatida; Trypanosomatidae
Product: aminoalcohol phosphotransferase
Exons: 1
Coding region: 1-1293 (430 amino acids)
Biological process (GO): phospholipid biosynthetic process
Cellular component (GO): membrane
Molecular function (GO): phosphotransferase activity, for other substituted phosphate groups
Source: RefSeq, a predicted model, not a curated record